Molecule: messenger RNA, 2238 nt
Organism: Sitophilus oryzae (rice weevil)
Lineage: Eukaryota; Metazoa; Arthropoda; Insecta; Coleoptera; Curculionidae
Exons: 11
Coding region: 151-2013 (620 amino acids)
Source: RefSeq, a predicted model, not a curated record
AUUUCAUUGAAGGUAUUUUUUAACUCUCUCAAAUUGGAAAUACCCUUCUUUCUUGUUUCUAAUAACUCUAAAGGAAGCUUGUCCUAUAAAGACGUUUAAAAGUAUCAACAGAUUCUCUACUUUCGAAAUAUUUUUUUUGUGAGAAAGAAAAUGUUUCGCCUUCCUGUAGAGAUAUGGUCUUUAAUAUUUAAAGAUCUCUGGAGAAGUGAUUUAAUAAAUUUUUGUGAAGCUUUUAACGAGCUGGACUACUUGCUGGGAGAAAAUAUAAUCAAGAAAUUUGAUGCGCAAGGAAGCUACAAGUUUGCUGAUGUCAAUUUCGUUAAAUAUAUGUUUGAAAACGUGCAAUAUCAUCAUAUCAGGGCUUUAAACAUAAAUAAUCUUUACUGGGUACCGCUAGAUGAUUUAAGAAAUUUACUGAGCUUUUUACCUAAAUUAGAAGAACUAUAUGCCUUGGAAACUAAUUUAGGUUUAAAAAGAGAAGAUGUGAAACUUUAUGGAAAUCUUAGGGCAUUAGCGGUUUGUGUAUCACGAAAUGAUUAUAAUAAAUCAGAUAGCCUUGACAAUAAUUUAGUAAAGGAUCAUUUGUGCCAUGUGCAGAGAUUUUGUCUUAAAUUUACAGUGGAAGUGCGACACCGAGAUUUAAUUGAAGUUUUUACAAACAUGUCUGCUUUAAGAGAAAUAUGGAUUGAGGAAUAUCCAUCAUUUUCUGUAAACUAUCGCGAGAUUGUCCGUAACUUAAAGUUUCUAGAUAAAUUAGUAAUAAAAAUGACAUUUGCUUUAGAAAAUGUUGACUAUUCAAUUGUUGGUAUGGAUGCAGUUUUUAAAUGUAGACGAUUUCAAUCGAUGGUUAUGUACGUAAAGUGUGCCGAGGAAAAGCUAGUUCCUUUAGGACAUACUUCAUUUUUUCCUGGCAUAUCGCUACUCCAGCUAUCAUGGAACAGACUUAGUAGAUAUCAACAUUCUGUCUGGUAUGAUGUGAAAGCCGCCGAGAAAAUCUACAUGACUGGGAAUGUGGAGGACGUGCAAUUCGAAGAACUAAAUUUUUCUUACGGCUACGCGUGUAAUUUCGAUUUUAUCUUUGCAUGUUGGGGUAUUCUCCUAACACCGAACUCAAGAAAUCUUAAAAAACUUUGUAUAAAAGCUUGUGUAUUUCAAACAAACCCAUUUCUAAAAGAUGAUAUUUUAAAAGAAACCUGCGGACGAACGUUAAACUACCAACUUCAGGAUAUAAUAGAAAAUUGUAGUAAACUUCAAGAACUUGAAUUAGUGCAUUGUGCCAGGAGUUGUCACUUGUCUCGUGACGUCAUUAAGGCAGAUUGCUAUACGUGGAUAAGUCAAUUCGUUCAUUUGGAAAAGUUAACUGUUGAAGUACCUAUUUUUGAUAAUGGGGAAUUCCUGAUAAAGGUGAUACAAAACUGUAAAAAACUGAAGUACCUAAAAGUUAUUAGCUGUAAGAUGUCGAAUAGUAACCGCGGUCGUAUUGAGUACCCCCCUGAGUGGGGAAGUUUAUCGAUGGACACUAUAACGGACACAAGAGUCCUAAUUGCUAAUGACAUUCUAAAUUGGAAUUUAUCACUCGCAAUAAAGGAUGCAGAAUCUUUAGAAGAUUUCUUUGUUGAGAGUAAGCAGAUCAAUUUGCAGUUCUUGCUAGCAGGUUUGAAAGAAAUCAGCUCGUGCAAACUAAGAAGAAUACACAUGUAUGGUAAAUACAAAGGUUCGCUGUUUCUGCCAAAAUCGGACUUAGGGAUAAUAUUGAAAAAAAAUCCCCAGCUGAUUUACUUGGCUUUGGAAAAAAUGAUACGUAGGAAUAAUAAAUACAAACAUAACAAAGCCAAGUAUUACUAUCUAUAUCAAACUUCUGAAUUGACGUCUUACCUCUGUUGCCAGCAUAUUCACAAAAACAUACAAACACUUUACAAACAAGACGUAGAGUAUGUUUCCAUACGCAACUGGUUAGAUAUAGGCCAAUUCGACACAAAUGUGUCUAUAAUCGACCUAGCGGAUUUCAGAUAAGAGAAAUGCUUAAUUUUGGUGGUAAAAAGUGCAAAAACACAAAUGGAUUUAGUUUCAAAGAUGAAAAGGGCGUUAUAAUAAACAUCCCCAGAAGUUAUUAUUCCCCGCAGCAACGUUGAUAGACGUCAGACGAUAGUCUUUUUUAUUUCAUCAAACAAAUAUUUCGAAUACGACAGUUCGGUUACUAACAGUUCUAUUGACUUAUUUUUUCUUUUGUUGCGACAA